CGCCAACUUGCCAGUAGCGGCUAGUCUAGCAAAGCGAACGGAUCCUGGCUGCUCCUUCUUCUUCCAAAAAGAUCUUAAAGAGCCGGAAAAAAGAAAAGUUUUCGCCCGUCGUGAAAUCAUAGCUAACGAACCUAAUUAAAUUGAUUUGAAAAAAUCAUCAUCUCGGCGGCAAUUCGGCAUCGGCAAUACUACUCAUCGACCCGGACGAUUUAGACUUUUCUUCUUCUUUUUCUCCUGUGUGACUCUUGUCAGUCUCGUCUGCCGCAUCCAUUCAUCUGUUUUUUUUUUGUUUCUUUUGUUUCCAGUCUCCAAUCAGGCCGACUAUUCAUCUUAUUCAAGUUGUUGUGUGGCACGCGUCUCGCCUUUCUCUCUCUCUCUCUCUCUCUCUCUGUUGAUUAGUGGACUACAACAUCUACUACUGGGGUACCGGGGAUCCUGCAGCACCCCAGCAUGCACCACUGGGCUGUAUACUAUUAGUCCCCUGGUGGUGUGUACAAAAGACGACUCAUCCGUGAAUGAUCUGAGAGAAACAAGAGAAAACUUGUCUGCGUGCUGUGCUAGAGAUCGAAGUAAGAAGAAGAAGAAGAAGAAGAAGAAGAAAGUAGCUGUACCAAAGUCGUAUAGCAUGGUAGUGCCGAACCAUGGAAGAGCCGGAAUGGUGCUGCACACUAGCCGACUAUCACUACUUUCAUUCCAGUUCGUCUCUCUUUGAAGUGAUUGAUGACAAACAACAUCUCCACUAACAUCUAGCUACCCCCCUCCCCAACCCUCUUUUUUAGACACACACACACACACACGCGUGCCAUCCCAGUGAGUUCAUUUUCCACGUAAAUUGACUCGGCGCAGUUGCUAAAGAAAGAAAGAAAGAAAGAAAGAAAGAAAGAAAGAAAGAAAGAAAAGCAUCCGCUUCAUUCCUAUCCUGACGUUGCGACUCCAUUGCGGACCAGAGUGAAAAUUCAUCAAGCGAAUGAUAGUAGAGCAUCAGUGGCAGUAGCUUCAGUAGUGAACGAUCCGCAGUCGUUGCCAACAGCCGGAUCCCAUCACACACAACACUGUGAGAGAUAUUAAAGAGAGAGAAGUGAUGAGAAGUGGCCGGCCCGCUAUUAUUACCAGACUGUUGGGGCUUCGUCUAGUCCGUCUGAGGCCCAUUCCGCCGCUCGACAUAAUGAAAUCGCUGGCGGCCUGCACUUUGUUCGUAUUGGCGUCGUCGGUGUGUUGCGUGUCGGCGGCCAACACGACCGACACCACCGCCGGAUCGACCAACGGAACCCGAGCAGCUGGCCCUACUUCCCCAGAUACAACAACAACAACAACAACUUUACACUAUUGCCCGUUGACGUGUUUCUGCGAUUUUGAUUCGUCACUCGUCAGCUGCGCUGGAACCGACGACGACGACGUCGUUUGGGUCAACAGGAGUUCCAGCAACAACAACAACAACAACACGGCGGCCAUCCCGUCCGACGUUUGGUCGGUGGUGUCCGCCACGAAAAUCCAAAGGCUGGACGUGCGUGAUCUGGUCCUGGAGCGGCUCGACUACUCCCACCUCAACGGCACGGAGCGACUCAGCGAGUUGAGCCUGGUCCGCUGCGGUCUGGCCGCCAUCGGAGCCGGCACAUUCGCCCGGCACUCCAACUUGGAGCGACUGGACUUGAGUCAGAACCAGUUGACAAUUCUGUCGCAGAACAUGUUGACAGGUUUAAUCCGGCUGAGGAGUUUGGACCUGUCGUCCAACAAACUGACGCUGAUCGACGGCGCGCUGGAGACGCUCAUCACCCUCGAGCAGCUCAACUUGAGAGGCAACGCCCUAGCCGUUCUUGGACCAGACAUUUUCAAAGGUGUGAGCCGACUGCAGUUCCUCAACGUUGACGGCAACCACAUCGGCGCCAUUGCGGAGAGUGCCUUUCAAGGAUUGGGCCAGCUGGCCCACCUGAUCUUAAGUUGUAAUCCACUGGGUGAAAUACAACAUGUCGACCUUUUUGCCGCCAGGCCGGCCUACGUCGACAUGAGCUCGGCCGGACUUCGCAGUGUGCCAAGUCUUAUUGCUCGUUACGUCAGGGAUCUCCGGCUGUCAGGCAACAAUUUCAGCCGGUUACAUCGCGGGGAUUUCGAGAGCGUCCCGCAAGUGCGGCUGCUCCUGCUGGACGACAGCCACAUCGUCGACAUCGAGGAAGACGCCCUGGGCCGGAUGGACCUGCUGGAGGAGCUCUCGCUCAACGGCAACCAAUUGGGCAACGUCCCCGUCAGUCUGCCCUCGACGUCUCUCUCGUCACUGCACUUGGAGGGCAAUCGAAUUACGGCCCUACGGGCUGCAGAUUUCAUCGGUCUCCGACGAUUGGAUCAGCUUCAUUUGGCGCGCAACGUUAUUGUCUCGAUCGCGACGGGCACUUUCCAUCAACUGACGAGUCUGACUCGACUGGACUUGAGGAGUAAUCGACUCAGCCACGUCAGCAGCGACGUCUUUGGCAGUUUGGUCCGGCUGCGCUUCCUGGAUCUGUCAGACAACCCGCUAGUCAUCCCCGGAGCGGACGCCGAAAGGCUACGACACUUGACCGCUGUAGUCAAGGUUAUCAUCGCCACCGUUCCCGAUCAACCAAAGAUAGACGAAAGGUCGAUGGUUGCCAAGGUAACGCAAGUAUUGGACGCAUCGGAGACGUCAACCAGUACGAUUCCAGACAGCGCCAUGAGAUUCUCGCACAAUGGCCCUAAUGAAGCGUCAGAGUCGACUGACGGAGAAGAAGAAGUGGCGGCCGCGGGCAAGUCGCCCCAACAGGCGCUGGCACUGGUUGGCGCCUUGUUGAGUCUGUCUGUCCUCAUCGUCGUCCUAUUCAUCAUCGCCGACCGGUUCAUGAAACGAUCGCACCGUGGCAAAACGACGGCCGUGUGGAACCGGCGCGGAGUCGCCGGAGUCGACGGCGCAACGACUCACCUGCCGCAAAAGGAUGUCGUCAAAUUGGGCUGGAUUCCCGCCGAGGAUUUCGAUCACUGGAGCACGGUCCUGAUUCAAAACGACACGGAGCACGAGCGCCUACUACUGGCCGUUUCGCCGCACCAAUAAGUGUGCACCAG
Molecule: messenger RNA, 3066 nt
Organism: Daphnia pulicaria
Lineage: Eukaryota; Metazoa; Arthropoda; Branchiopoda; Diplostraca; Daphniidae
Product: leucine-rich repeat-containing G-protein coupled receptor 4-like
Exons: 7
Coding region: 1082-3055 (657 amino acids)
Molecular function (GO): protein binding
Source: RefSeq, a predicted model, not a curated record